Galendromus occidentalis (western predatory mite) is the source of this 1412-nucleotide messenger RNA. RefSeq names its product Inositol phosphate kinase 2. The coding region runs from base 9 to 821 and encodes 270 amino acids. The transcript has a single exon. NCBI's taxonomy places the organism in Eukaryota, Metazoa, Arthropoda, Arachnida, Mesostigmata, Phytoseiidae. The record is from RefSeq and is a predicted model, not a curated record. Gene Ontology annotation, cellular component: cytoplasm; nucleus. Gene Ontology annotation, biological process: inositol phosphate biosynthetic process. Gene Ontology annotation, molecular function: inositol-1,4,5-trisphosphate 3-kinase activity; inositol tetrakisphosphate kinase activity.
UUCAGAAGAUGCCUCUGCCCACCUCGACCGAGCUGCUCGACCACCAGAUCGCCGGCCACCGUCACGGUGAAGGGAAACACAAGCUGGGCAUGUUGCGGCAUAAAGACGGGUCCAUUCUCAAACCUCUGGUGCCCAACGACGCCAGAGCCGGACGGGAACACGAGUUCUAUUUGAUGCUCGAACGACACCGUGAAAUGUGCUCCUCGAGAGACAGUUGUGAUGAUCCCAUCCUCCACCAACUCGUGGAUUUCACCCCUCGUUACCUCGGUGUAUUCGAAGGCGAGCUGGACCAGGGUCGGAGUAUCUCGUACAUGAAACUCGAGGAUCUUUGCGGAGGCUUCAAACAGCCCUGUAUCGCCGACAUCAAGAUCGGGAGGAUCAUCCACGACCCUCUGGCGUCAAAAGAAAAAAUCGAGAUCUCAAAAAAACGCUACCCUCCGCAGUUGACGAUCGGAUAUCGACUCUUAGGAAUGCGGGUUGUCGAACGAGGACGGUGUCAUGUGUAUAGUGCAGAGUUCGGAUUGGAACAGACGGAAAAAAGUAUCCCGGAGGCCAUCAAAACAUUCGUCGCCGCCAACGUCGACUGCGUUCCCGCGAUUGUAGAGGAAUUACGGAAAAUCCUGCAGUGGUUCAAGAGUCAAGAGAGAUUUACGUUUUAUUCGAGCUCGAUACUUUUCGUUUACGACGCAGUCGAGCUCAAAACCACCGUUAAAUUAAUCGAUUUCGCGCACGUCUUCCCGGCGACGGGUGCCGAUGAAAACUAUAUCUAUGGCUUGGAGAAACUCUUGGAUCAUUUCUGCAUGGCGAUGGAUAAGCUAUGAACGCCGCAGCGGAAAUUUAGUACCCACGCCAUCUCCGAAAAGUCGUCUUGCGGCACCUCGGAGCACCGACGGGUGCGUUCAUGGUGCUACACGCGUGGAUCCUGGAGUUCAGGAGCUCGGAGAUCGUCAAUCUCAAUUACGUACAUAUGUAUUUGGAUUGUGGAAAACUCUUCCUACCUGAGAAAGAAAAUAAUCUCGCCGCAUCCGAUUCGGUUGAUGCUGCCAAAGACGAUGAUAUCCUUCACCGGACCGGACGGUCGAAACGCGGAUCAUUGGUCCACCUGUCGUCCUAUUCAAUCUAAGAGCGAUCCUCCUCGUGAGCGUGCCGAUGUGCGUCGUUCGGUAAUUGAAUGACGUCGCUUGUGGACUAGAAUAUGUUCUGGACUGACUGAGGCGAAAUCGGAGAGCCACAAACAUACGACCGAUCUAUUCUGAGAUUCCGAGUCAAAGACUGUUAUCAUCAUGCAUUCGAAGUAUUAUUUCCUGGCCUUCUCACAAGAGCCAAGGUCUCCCGCCCGCAAGUUGUCGAUGCUUCGGGAAACUUUCAUCCGUGCUUAGCUAAUUCGGAUUCUGGCGAAUAGGGUAUUGUGU